AUGCCAAUUUAUUUCCCCAUCUUAUGCUUUUCAUGCUAAUUUUUUUGCCCAAAACCUCUGUAAAUCCCUCUCGCUAAGUUGCUCUCUCUCUCUCUCUCUCUAAUAUUAUUACUUCUCUCUCAUCCUUGUUCUUUCUUUAACUGAAAUUUCUUUCGCCGCCGCAAAGACCAGUAUGUUUUUCUCUCUCUGUAAUCCUUUUUCACUUUCCUUCCUCAACUGAAAAGCUUUCUUAUGCCGUUGCCAACAAAUUGUUUUCUCUAUGUGCCUGCAAUUGUGUUCUCUCUCUGAAAUCUUUCUCUCUCAACUGAAAAGCUCUCUUAUGCAACUAUCGACAAAUAAUUUCUCUCUCUCUCUAUGGUCCUUUUUACUCCCAUUCCUCAAUAGAGAAGCUCUCUGAUGCAACCAUCCAUAGAUUGUUUUCCCUCUAGAGUUAUUUUCUUCGUUCUACCUUAACUGAAAAGUCUUCCUCUGCUCAUUUCCUCAACUGAAAAGCUCUCAGGCGCAAUCCACAAGAGAAACAAUGAAAAAUUGGAACUGAGGCAACCUUGGGCGCAACCCAAGUUAGAGAAAAAUGGCCAUAAGUUUGAGAGUAUUUGCAGGAGAACCAAGUUCGAAUCUGAGGAGCAUUCCCUUAUGGGAUGUGCCCAGGUCUAAUUUCAGGGGUUGCCGAAUUCUUCAGCCUAAGUUGAGAUUUAAGGUUGUUGGAAAAUCACUGGGUGAUCGAUGGAAGAUCACUGACAUUGAUGGAGACAUGGUACGUUCAUGGCUUUUGAAAACCCAGCACUAUUUGAAUGAAGUAGCUGCUCCACUUGUGAACACUGGGCAAAACAAAAAGACUGAAGUUGAAAAUACACAAGAAAACAUUGACCUGGAGGACUUUUUCAUGGCAGAACAAACCAUUGAUAGUAGAACUCCAAAUGGAAAUCUUUCUUUUGCUGCGAUUGUUUCAAUAGAACAAAUCAGCAGGAUGAAUGGCUUAACUGGGAGAAAAAUGCAGAAAAUAUUUGAAUCGCUUGCACCUGAAUCCAUCCGUAAUGAUGCUCGUAAUUUAGUGGAAUACUGCUGCUUUAGGUACUUGUCAAGGGAUAAUUCUGUUCUCCAUCCAUGCUUGAAGGAUGCUGCAUUUCAGAGGCUUAUGUUUAUAACUAUGCUUGCAUGGGAACACCCUUAUAGGUCAGAUGGUGAACCUACUGCCAGUUCUUCAAUGACUAGUUCAAUACAGCUUGUUGGCGAAGAAGCUUUUGUUCGUAUUGCUCCCGCAAUAUCAGGAGUAGCUGAUUGGUCUACAGCACAUCAUCUAUUCAACGCUCUUGUAGGAGAUGAAUCUGUCCUCUCACUGAGCGUGUGGAGCUCAUUCCUCUCUGAGCUUGUCAGGGUAUACAAGGGAAGGGAAUCCUACCAGAAUCAGGAGAAUGUCAAGGAAAAGCUUUCUCGUGAAGCAGUUCUAUGCUUAGGUUCUAGUAGAAAGAGGCCCGUUUUAAAAUGGGAGAAUAACAUAGUAUGGCCUGGAAAGCUAACUUUAACCGAUCGUGCUCUGUAUUUUGAGGCAAUUGGCAUUACAGGACAUGGAGAACCUAUAAGAUUGGAUCUUACAGGAUCUAUGGCACAUGUUGAGAAAAGCAAAGUUGGACCUCUGGGCUCUGCACUUUUUGACUCUGCUAUCUCUGUUUCAUCUGGCUCUGAAUCCCAAACCUGGGUUCUCGAAUUUGUUGAUUUUGCUGGAGAAAUGAGACGGGAUGUUUGGUAUGCAUUUGUUAGUGAAAUCAUAUCUUUACACAAGUUUAUCCAUGAAUAUGGACCUGAGGAUAAUGACCCAUCACUCCAACAUGUAUAUGGUGCUCACAAAGGGAAGUCAAAAGCAAUUAGAAGUGCAGCAAACAGCAUUGCAAGGCUGCAAUCCCUUCAAUUUAUUCGGAGAUUGUAUAAGGAUCCAGCAAACCUUGUGCAAUUCUCUUAUUUGAAGGAUGCUCCAGAUGGGUUUAUUGUUUACCAAACUUUGGCUCUCAAUUUCUGGGCUGGCCCCUUGGUUACAAAAUUUAGGGGGAAGGACCAUCAAUUCACUGUUGGAAUGAGACAAUCUGAAGAUCUUCCAGGCACUAGUCAACAUGUGUUUGAUAUAGAUGGGGGCAUUUACUUGAGGAAGUGGAUGAGAUCUCCUUCUUGGGCUUUUAGUGAAUCCAUUGCCUUUUGGAAGAAUUGCUCGGUGAAGCAAGGGGUGGCUCUAGGGAAAAAUCUUGUAGUGGCUGAUAGAAAUCUGGUGGAAAGGGCUGCUUUAAAUUGUAAGGAGAAAAGCAGAGAGGUGGAGAAGACACAGGCCACAAUAGAUGCUGCAAUGAUCAAAGGAAUUCCCAGUAAUGUUGACCUCUUCAAGGAACUUAUACUUCCUUUCACAAUUUUAGGUGAAAGUUUUGAAAAGCUUAGGUGCUGGGAGGAGCCACUCUCAACUAUAUCUUUCCUUGCAUUUUUCUACACUCUUAUAUUCAGGAACUUGCUUGCAUAUGUGUUCCCUAUUACUCUGAUGAUUUUAGCAACCACCAUGCUCUUAUUUAAAGGGCUCAGAGCACAAGGUCGUCUAGGACGAUCCUUUGGUCAGGUCACUAUACGUGAUCAGCCACCUUCGAACACAAUCCAGAAAAUCAUUGCGAUAAAAGAGGCCAUCGCUGACCUAGAAAGUUAUCUCCAAAAAAUGAAUGUUUCACUUUUGAAGAUUCGCACAAUUAUUGUAUCAGGUCAACCUCAGGUGACAACUGAAGUUGCUCUGGUACUCUGUGGUGCUGCAACCAUUCUCCUCAUGUUCCCCUUCAGAUACGUGCUCGCAUUUCUCAUUCUUGAUAUCUUCACUCGAGAGCUUGAUUUUCGUAAGGAAAUGGUCAUGAGGUUCAGGAAAUUCUUGAAGGAUCGUUGGGCCACUAUACCUGCCACCCCUGUGGUUGUAUUACCUUACGAAAGUGGUAAAGAAUUGAACACCAAAGCUUCUGCCCAGGAUGACAGUCGGAUUGACGUAGGUCUCUCAAAUGAUAAGAAUAAUGAGAAUGUUAGAACUAGAUUGAAUUGAAAUUCUUUCAUGUGAUCUUUAAACAUGUACAUAGUGAAAUAUAUGAAAUGGAAGCAAUUUUAAUCAAUAAAACAAUCUCGG
This is a messenger RNA of Amborella trichopoda, 3136 nucleotides long. Its product is annotated as chromosome-partitioning protein, putative (DUF639). The record is from RefSeq and is a predicted model, not a curated record. NCBI's taxonomy places the organism in Eukaryota, Viridiplantae, Streptophyta, Magnoliopsida, Amborellales, Amborellaceae.